CACAGACUGAUCUUCUUCCCAUUGUUAGAUCAGACAUUUACAAAAUCUCCACGAUUUUACUUCUCAUUAAAUUUUGUUUUUUUGGGCAAAUUUCUCACUACCCAUUUCUCAAAAUUUCAAAUUUUGCAGUCAGAAAUUCAGAAAAAAAAGAAGAAGUUAAAAAAUAGAAAAAGAAGGUGAAAAUCUUCAUCUUCCCAAUUUUACAGACUAUAUAUUCCUCACCAGACCCUCCAAACACCUUAUCUUUCUCUCUCUACAGCCUCUGUUUCUCUCUCUAGAAAUAUACAUUUUUUUAAUCUCUCACCCAUCUGUUUGGUAACUGGAUUUGUAUUUGUAUUUGGUAAUCAAACACCACCAUUGAAAGAACAAAUACAAAGGUUGGAGGGGGCAUAUAUAGAGAGGAGGUUGAACAUGCCCUCUGUUCUUAUUCCUAGAGUGCCUCCUCUCAGAUCUUAGUUUUCUUCAAGGUUUGGCAUCUGGGUUUUUGUUUAAUCGAUGUGCUAAAUUGCGGUUCAGUAUUUGAUCGGUGCAGGAUCGGCUGUUUCUGAAUUGAAUCCGGGAUUACUUGUUUUCGAAUCGGAUUACAAUCUGCUCGUUUGAAAUAUUUCAUAGCAAGGAAAAAAUGCAAUCCGAUAGUGGUAAGUUAUUUAUUGGCGGCAUAUCUUGGGAUACAAACGAAGAGCGUCUGAAAGAGUAUUUCAGUAGUUUUGGGGAGGUGGUAGAAGCAGUGAUCAUGAAAGAUCGGACCACAGGCCGUGCUCGUGGUUUCGGUUUUGUAGUUUUUUCUGACCCAGCAGUUGCGGACAGCGUCAUAAUGGAGAAGCACAACAUUGAUGGAAGGAUGGUUGAGGCUAAAAAGGCUGUUCCUAGGGAUGACCAAAACAUAUUGGGUAGAAGUAGUGGCAGCAUCCAUGGUUCUCCAGGUCCUGGCCGCACAAGAAAGAUAUUCGUUGGAGGUUUAGCGUCCACUGUCACAGAGAGUGACUUCAAGAAGUAUUUUGAGCAGUUUGGGACAAUCACAGAUGUUGUAGUGAUGUAUGAUCACAGCACCCAGAGACCAAGAGGCUUUGGAUUCAUCACUUAUGAUUCAGAAGAGGCAGUGGACAAGGUUUUGCUUAAGACAUUUCAUGAACUGAACGGGAAGAUGGUUGAAGUCAAGCGUGCAGUUCCCAAAGAGUUAUCACCUGGCUCCAGUCGUAGCCCUAUUGGUGGAUACAACUAUGGUCUGAGUAGGGUCAAUAGCUUGCUUAAUGGCUACACUCAGGGGUAUAUUCCAAAUACAGGUGGAGGCUAUGGACUUGGUAGAUUCAGUCCAGUUGCUGGUGGUCGUAGUGGAUUUCCUCCAUUUGGUUCUGGUUAUGGAAUUGGUAUGAAUUAUGAGCCAGGCUUGAGCCCAGGUUUUGGAGGAAAUGCAAAUUAUAAUAAUAAUAAUAAUAAUAAUAUGAACUAUGGACAGGGUGGAUUGAGUCCUUAUUAUAUCAAUAAUUCAAAUAGGUUUAGCAAUCCCAUUGGGUAUGAUGGCGGUAAUGGAGGAAACACAUCUUCGUUUUUCAGCUCAGUGUCUCGGAACCUGUGGGGGAAUGGGGGUGGUGGACCUGAUGGUCUUAACUCCACAAAUUCUAAUGCUUACAUUGGAUCAGGAAGUGGGACCAUUGGAGGAAGUACAUUUGGAAAUACUGGGGCUAAUUGGCCAUCUUCAGCAAUGUCAGCUCAAGGCGGAGGAAAUAAUGUUUCUAAUAAUAGCAGUAAUCUUGGUUAUGGAGUUGGGGAUAACAGUUACGGUCUGGGAACUGGAGGUUAUGGAAGAAACAGUGGUGCAAGUGUGCCCCCUACAUCUUCAUUUGCUGCAUCAAAUGGUGGUUUCGAUGGGUCCUUGGCUGACUUUUACAGCAGUAAUUCAAUUUAUGGAGACCCUACUUGGAGAUCAUCAAAUUCCGAGCGAGAUGGGUCUGUCCCUUUCGGUUAUGGGCUUGGCAGCACAGCUUCUGAUGUUUCAGCUAAGAGUUCUCCAGGUUAUGUGGGUGGUUAUAGUGUUAAUAAGAGACAGUCAAACACAGAUUUUAGUGUUGCUUCUUGUUUAUUGGCCGAUCUGGAUUUUUGAGUGAGCUUUCUCAUUAAUAUGUUGGCGCGCGUGUUCUGGGGUCAUAGAAAAGUAAAGUGAAUUGCUGCCUAGGAUCAUCGUUCGUUGCUGAUAUCACGACAUUGUAGGUGAAGAUAAUCUGGUGAAGCAGGUGAAUUGUGAAUUUUGCACACCGCCCUCGUUUAUACAUCUCAGUAAAAAUUGGUUAGUAAGAAGAGCUAACUGGAGUGCUUGUUUGCAGAAGUAAAAGUAGAGAGAUAGGGGUUAAGAUGGAUUUUGUGUUAAUGCUUUGAGUUUGAGUUACCGAUUUUAGGUUUUUUUGUUUUGGUCUUUGAGUGAGAUGUAAAAUCAGAUUGCGGGAUGUAGUCAGAAGUGUAUCAUGCAUCUCCGGUGAGGCGGCGAUACCCGAAAGGCGAAAAGAAAAAAAAAAAAAAACGAAAAAUGAUAGACUGAUAUAUAUAUAUAUAUUCUUCUUCUUCCCUAGAGUUUUUAUCUGUAACAUCUCUGGCAAUUGGUUAUGGUCAGGGAAUGCUUUUUUUAUAUUCUUUUAUUUUCCAUUUUUCUGUUAUUUUCUUUUUGUACCUGAAAUUAAUGUCGAUUUAUUAGUGUGAAACGUUUAAGGGUGACCCAGCUAGGGGACCCCAUUAAUAAGUAAUCGCAUAUUCUGAUUC
This is a messenger RNA of Pyrus x bretschneideri (Chinese white pear), 2751 nucleotides long. RefSeq names its product heterogeneous nuclear ribonucleoprotein 1. The record is from RefSeq and is a predicted model, not a curated record. Bases 623 to 2101 code for a protein of 492 amino acids. Lineage: Eukaryota; Viridiplantae; Streptophyta; Magnoliopsida; Rosales; Rosaceae. Gene Ontology annotation, molecular function: RNA binding. The transcript is spliced from 6 exons.